AUGUAUGGCCUCGCUCCGCAGUGAGACGGCUGGGUAUUGAUGUAUUUUAAGGAGGUGGCUUCUGCUCCAUCCUCUGGCUCUGACUGCUAAGAGUUGAAAUCGUUCACACGCACUCGCCUCGCCGUUCCGUACAAUCCGCGUCUCAAUGCAGAGGCUGAAAGCGCAUCACUAAUGGCAACCAACACGGGAGAUUGCGGUAUCGAGACGAGCAGAGAGCGUUCGUCUAUGGUUGCAACCUUUUAUCGACUUUAGCAACGAAGCGGUGUGAAUCUUUUUUGGGAAUUUAUUGGGAAGCAUCUCUUGACUUUGUCGGGCAGAUUCAGAGGCGAUGUCGCGAUUGGGGAUUUCCUUCUUGUGCCUCUGUGGAACGAUGUACAUCGUAUAUGCCAGCAACCCAAACGAAGACGCCGAUUAUAAGGCUCGGCGGGAUGGAAGCGGGUAUCUUGGUAAAGAAAAAACAGUCCCUCUACGGUUAAUUUACCGAAUGGACAACUACAGUCAAACCACACACGACGUUCUCAACACAAGGAUCAGAGCGAGCUUCGACUCCAAACAGAGUAACCAUGUGGCUCAAGCCAGCUUCCAGGUGGACGCCUUUGGACAAACAUUCAUCCUGGACGUCGAGCUCAAUCACAAUCUUCUUUCUUCGAAGUAUGUGGAGAAGCAUGUCUAUGAGGAGGGCAAAUCCAUCAUCUCCAAAGGGGGAGAGCACUGCUACUAUCAGGGAAAAGUUCGGGACAUCCCAGAAUCCUUCGUUGCCCUCUCCACGUGUCAUGGACUGCAUGGCAUGUUCUUUGAUGGGAAUCACACAUAUAUGAUCGAGCCUGGAGGAGACAGCACUCUUGAUGCGGGUGAAACCCAGAUCCACUUGAUAUAUAAAUCCCCUGGCCUGGAGGCUCCUGAGGGCUUUCUACAUCCCAGUGUUCUCCUGGAGUCUCCCUUUCAAACGCCACCAGUAUAUCCCGGGUCAAAGGUCGCACUCCGGAGAAGCAAAAGACAAGUAUCCAGAACUCCACACAGUGUGGAGGAAGAGACCAAAUACAUUGAGCUGAUGGUUAUAAACGAUCACCUCAUGUACAAGAAACACCGUCUGUCAGUGGGCCACACAAAUAACUAUGCCAAAUCAGUCAUCAAUAUGGCAGACUUGGUCUUCAAAGAGCAGCUCAACACUCGCAUUGUGCUGGUUGCCAUGGAAACGUGGGCAGCAGACAACCACUUCAACAUCAACGACGACCCGAUGGUUACCCUCAAAGAGUUCAUGAAGUACAGGAGGGACUUCAUCAAGACCAAGGCCGAUUCCGUGCACCUGUUUUCGGGCAACCGUUUCCAUAGCAGCUGGGGAGGGGCAUCCUACAUGGGUGGAGUUUGCUCACUGACAAAAGGGGGAGGAGUUAACGAGUACGGCAAAGCGGAGGAGAUGGCCAUCACCUUGGCCCAGUCCCUGGGGCAAAACAUCGGCAUUUUCUCUGACAAGAAGAGAAUUCUCAACGGGGAGUGUAAGUGUGAUGAUAAGUGGUCUGGCUGCAUCAUGGAUGAUGUUGGGCACAGCAGUUUCUAUCUGCCCAAGCGCUUCUCCGACUGUAAUGUGGAGGAGUACCACAACUUCCUCAACAGUGGCGGAGGAGCCUGCCUCUUCAACGAGCCCGCAAAGUUAUUGGACCCUCCAGAGUGUGGUAAUGGAUUUGUUGAGCCUGGGGAGGAGUGUGACUGUGGCACCCCAGCGGAGUGUCAGCUGGAGGGGGAGGCCUGCUGUAAGAUGUGCACCCUCACACAAGGUUCCAAGUGCAGCAAUGGACAGUGUUGCAAGGCCUGCCAGAUGGAGUAUAUGGGGGUGGUGUGUCGAGAGGCGGUAAACGACUGUGACAUACCCGAGAACUGCACUGGCAACUCCAGCCAGUGCCCGCCGAAUGUCCACAAGAUGGACGGGUACACAUGUGAGAAAGACCAGGGCCGAUGUUUCAACGGGAGAUGCAAGACUAAAGACAGGCAGUGCAAAUACAUCUGGGGAGAGAAGGCCACUGCAGCUGACAAGUUCUGUUACGAGAAGCUGAACAUCGAGGGGACAGAGAAGGGGAACUGUGGGAGGGAAAAGGACAUGUGGGUCCAGUGCAAAAAGCAGGAUGUCCACUGUGGCUACCUGCUGUGCUCCAACAUCUCUCCUGCUCCCAGACUGGGGGAGCUACAGGGAGGCCUGACCUCCUUCAGUGUGGCCCAGCACAGUGCCUCUCUGGACUGCAGUGGUGGCCACGUGAUGAUUGACGGGGACAUGGACCUGGGCUAUGUAGAGGACGGCACGGCCUGCAGUGCUGACAGCAUCUGCUUCAACCACAAGUGCCUCCCUGUGCAGGACUUCAACUUCAGCACCUGCCCCGGCACCACCGACAAGAUCAUCUGCUCAGGACACGGGGUGUGCAGUAAUGAGCUGCGGUGUGUGUGUAACCUGGGAUGGGCAGGAGACGACUGCAACUCCAGCUCUCCCCUCAGCGCCCUCAUCGCACGUCCCACGUCCUCACCUGCCUUGGUGAACACCAACAUCAUCGUGGGCGCCAUCACUGGCUCCAUCCUUGUACUGGGGCUCAUCGUCGCCAUAGCAGCCUGGGGAUACAAGAGCUACAGGCAACGCAAAUAUGCAGAGUCAGAAGUUCACAGAAGAUUCUGCCGACAAAUGCCGGCGGGAGACUACGUGAAGAAGCCGGGCGAUGCUGACUCCUUCUACAGCGACAUGCCUCAGGGCGUGAGCUCCAACUCGGCCAGCAGCUCCAAGAAGAGGUCAAACGGUCUGUCCCACUCGUGGAGCGAAAGAAUCCCAGAUGCCAAACACUCCGACAUCUGUGAGAACGGACGACCCAGGAGCAACUCAUGGCAAGGGAAUAUAAGUGGAAGCCGUAAAAAGAUGAAGGGCAAGAGGUUCCGCCCGCGCUCCAACUCCACAGAGACUCUGUCCCCAGCGAAGUCGCCCACCUCGUCCACAGGGUCUAUAGCGUCCAGUCGCCGCUACCCCUACCCUCUGCCCCCGCUGCCCGAUGAGGAGCGGAAAGCGAACCGACAGAGUGCCAGGCUCUGGGAGACAUCAAUAUAAGAAGAUCCUACAUUUCUGUCGCUUUUAUACAAAUGAGGAGUUAAAACAGGAACAGAAUUUAAACAGUGAUAAAACAAAACAAGGAUGGACGACUGAAGAUGAGGAUUCGUGGAGAAUAAAAAGGUGCAUUGGGGGGAAAAAAAGUCCUCCAGAACUCUAGGGGGCACUGUGGCAAGAGCAGCCCUGAUCCCACAUUCAGCUACACACUGCUAUUAUUCAUCGCCAACGUGCAAUGACACACCAACUCACUCACAACUAAGGCGGGCCGCCACCUCCACGGCAACCAUUAAAUUCCCCCUCAGAGUGGACUGGAGUGAGUGGCCGGAGCUUGGGUCCCUCUAAGAAUCCCAACCAAUACCCCUUUCCAAUAUUGACAUGCCCCGCCCCUUUCAAUACACAAACUCUUCUUUGAUUGGUCACCUGACUGCCUGAACAAUGUAAAACAGGGCAGGGCUAGGCUAAUGUUAUUAUGGGGCGGGGAAGGGUAGGGAAGCACGCAUUCACUGUAGAAAUAAAAAAAUAAAAAAAUACACUGUAUGCAUGACAAAAAAAAAAAAUCAGCUUAAACCAUUCCUAGUGUUAUAAUGAAGUGUUAACAUGAAGACGACAAAAAAGAUCCUUUUGUUUUCUUUUCUUUUUGGUGAAAGCAUACAUUGUAGAGGGCUGCAUGUGACCGAGGGUUGACCUGUCUGAGGGUUGACCUGUCUGAGGGUUGACCUGUCUGAGGGUUGACCUGUCCGAGGGUUGACCUGUCUGAGGGUUGACCUGUCUGCCCGUCUGUAUAAUUCCACUUCUUUGUUCAUCCACCCCCCACCCC
Molecule: messenger RNA, 3896 nt
Organism: Alosa alosa (allis shad)
Lineage: Eukaryota; Metazoa; Chordata; Actinopteri; Clupeiformes; Clupeidae
Gene: adam22
Product: ADAM metallopeptidase domain 22
Exons: 32
Coding region: 329-3079 (916 amino acids)
Biological process (GO): proteolysis
Cellular component (GO): postsynaptic density membrane
Molecular function (GO): metalloendopeptidase activity
Source: RefSeq, a predicted model, not a curated record